ACAGGUCAACUUCUGGACUCAAAACCACUGGGUGGAAAUUCUCAGAGAGGUGAAAUAAGAACGAUAUAAAAUGAAGGACUUCUCACUUCUGGCGGAUUCUGGAAGGAUUUGGAAGGCCGGGUCCAACACGUAACUCGUUUCCCGGUGGGCAGAACCGGACCGAACUCUAAAAGGCCCAAUCCAAUAAAUGAUAUAAAACCAAGAAUUUGAAAAAGAUUGUGGGAAGAUCCCAAUUUAAUUUUGUUCGAGUGCAACUGCCGCUGGGUCAUAUGGCUCAUAGGCUGCUGAGAAAUCCGGAGGCGGACGGUUGGGAACGAUCGGACUUUCCCAUCAUCUGCGAAUCAUGCCUCGGCGACAACCCCUAUAUCCGGAUGACAAGAGCCGAAUACGACAAGGAGUGCAAGAUUUGCAGCCGUCCUUUCACGGUGUUUCGGUGGAGGCCCGGCCGCGACGCCCGGUACAAGAAGACGGAGAUUUGCCAGACUUGCUGCAAGUUGAAAAACGUCUGCCAAGUCUGCCUCUUGGAUCUCGAAUACGGCUUGCCGGUUCAGGUUCGAGACUCCGCUCUCGCCAUUGAUUCCAACGAUUCCAUCCCUAGAAGCGACGUCAAUCGCGAGUUCUUCGCCGAGGAGCACGAUCGAAGGGCUAGGGCUGGCAUAGAUUACGAGUCUUCGUACGGGAAGGUGCGGCCGAACGACACAAUUCUGAAGCUUCAAAGGACGGAGCCGUAUUACAAGAGGAACCGAGCUCAUGUCUGCAGUUUCUACAUUCGGGGUGAGUGCACGAGAGGUGCCGAGUGCCCUUACCGGCACGAGAUGCCAGUUACCGGGGAAUUGUCACAACAGAACAUCAAAGACCGUUAUUACGGAGUCAAUGAUCCAGUGGCAAUGAAGCUGCUUAACAAGGCUGGAGAGAUGCCCACCCUGGAACCACCAGAGGAUGAGAGCAUUAGAACGCUAUAUGUGGGCGGGAUUGAUGCGAGAAUAUCUGAGCAGGAUUUGAGGGAUCAUUUUUACGCUCAUGGUGAAAUAGAAUCCAUAAGGAUGGUGCUCCAAAAAGCAUGCGCGUUUGUAACAUACACGACGAGAGAAGGCGCAGAAAAGGCGGCUGAAGAACUCUAUAGUAAACUGGUAGUGAAGGGUUUGAGAUUGAAGUUACUCUGGGGAAGGCCCCAAGCACCAAAAGAGGAACCUGAGGGCGCAAAUGGAGCUACGCAGCAGGCGUUAGCUCAUGGUGGAUUGUUGCCUCGAGCAGUCAUAUCCCAACAGCACAACCAAUUACAACAGGACCAAUAUGCUCCAGUGCACUUGUACAACAUCCCACCUCCACCCUCCCAGGAGAGAACAUUUUAUCCUUCGAUGGAUCCUCAAAGGAUGGGUGCCCUCAUCCCGUCCCAGGACAGGAUCCCCAGUGUGUCUGCGGGGUUGGGCGAGAAGAAUGCCAAUUUCGAUAGGCAGCAGCAUUAUACAUUUCAAACUGCGGCUCCACCGCAAGGUCAAUAUCAUCAGCAAUUUUAUCCUCCUCCGUAUGGGUAUAUGCCGGCUCCACCACAACCUUACUCGCAGGAUCAUGAUGCAGUGCCUCCGCCACCAUCGUUACCAAUGGACCAACAGCACCAGCAUUCUGCAACACCAUCUGAGUCUGGUUCAACUGUUGAAACCUAAAUCGUUUUGUUCUGUGAACUUGUUAGUUAGACUUGAGCUGGCCUUGCAUUCUGAAUUCAGUAAACUAAUCUGUCUUCUGUGGAUCAUUCUUAAUGCGUGACUUGUGAUAUCCCAAAUCUUGAUGCAAUUGUUGGUUGAAUAUUAGAGCUAUGAGCUACCAAAUAUAUAUAUUACCUUAACAGUA
This is a messenger RNA of Malus domestica (apple), 1848 nucleotides long. Its product is annotated as zinc finger CCCH domain-containing protein 40-like. The record is from RefSeq and is a predicted model, not a curated record. Gene Ontology annotation, molecular function: pre-mRNA binding; U6 snRNA binding; metal ion binding. Gene Ontology annotation, cellular component: U2-type catalytic step 2 spliceosome; U2-type catalytic step 1 spliceosome; Prp19 complex. NCBI's taxonomy places the organism in Eukaryota, Viridiplantae, Streptophyta, Magnoliopsida, Rosales, Rosaceae.